Messenger RNA from Penicillium griseofulvum, 966 nucleotides. RefSeq lists its product as uncharacterized. The coding region runs from base 1 to 966 and encodes 321 amino acids. NCBI's taxonomy places the organism in Eukaryota, Fungi, Ascomycota, Eurotiomycetes, Eurotiales, Aspergillaceae. The record is from RefSeq and is a predicted model, not a curated record. The transcript is spliced from 3 exons.
AUGCCUCUCCAUCUUCUAGGCAAGAAGUCAUGGAACGUCUACAACGCCAAUAAUAUCGCCCGCGUCAGGCGCGACGAGGCGCAAGCAAAAGCCCGCGAGGAAGAAGAUGAACGUGUUAUGCAACAGGCCGAUGCCGAACGCAGGAUUAAAAUUCUUCGCGGUGAGCGUCCCCCUACGCCUCCACCAGCGCCCUCCCUUUUGUCAUCUGAACCUGGGGUGGUUCGAUCAGACAGAAGUUCCAGCGACGCUGGAGGAUUUCGUAAAAGAAGGCGGGUUGCCGGGGAAGACGAUACGGAUCGAGAUAUACGCUACGCUCGGGAGGAUGCGGCGCAAGCAGCUGCUAAGCGGGAAGAGUUGAUUCUCGCCUCUCGCAAGGCUGAUUCGGCACAAGCACCAAUUCUAGACGAGGCCGGCCAUAUCAACCUGUUCCCAGCCACGAAUGCUAAAACGGAGAAAAACCGGGAAGCAGAGGCUGAAGCAGCACGGAAGAAACGCAGCUAUGAAGACCAAUAUACAAUGAGGUUCUCGAACGCAGCAGGCUUCAAGGAGACUAUUGGUCGGAAACCGUGGUAUUCCUCUGCAGAGCAAAAUGCAACAGCGCCAGGGUCAAUGCCCGAGAAAGACGUGUGGGGUAAUGAGGAUCCAAGACGCAAAGAAAGGACACAGGCUCGUAUGAGCGCGAAUGACCCUCUUUUGGCCAUCAAGCGAGGUCUGAGGAAGCACGGCAAUCAAGCCGUCGGCGAAGGCGGUCCCCAUCAGUGGACAGCCUCGAUGGGUUCAGACUGGAUGCGCCGGACAGAGAACGUGAGAAGGACCGAAAAAGUUCUGACAGACAUCAUCGUCGCCGUCGAGAUCGAAGUCGAGACCGAUCUCACCAUCGCUCGCACCAUCAUUCCUCUCAUCGCAGUCAUCGUCAUCGUCACGAUGAACGCUCGGAGGCUUCCAGGCGGGUGUAAAACAUUCUGA